Messenger RNA from Drepanopeziza brunnea f. sp. 'multigermtubi' MB_m1, 3294 nucleotides. RefSeq lists its product as uncharacterized. The record is from RefSeq and is a predicted model, not a curated record. Lineage: Eukaryota; Fungi; Ascomycota; Leotiomycetes; Helotiales; Drepanopezizaceae.
AUGGGAGACGAACGUUACAGAAAUAAUGCUCCCAGCUACCGUCCCAGCUCCGCACGCCCUCAAGAUGUCCGGGCCGACCGAUACCCAGGAAGACAGGACAGCAGAUACGAAGGUGAGAAGCGCGUAGAACUUGGUUACGACUCUUACAAGCCUGGUCAAUCACCUUCACGAGAUUUGAUCCCACCCCCCAACAGAAAUAGAUGCUCACCGUUCCCUGCUGAGGUGUCGUCUCCAUACAAUGACUCACAGCGCCCAAAUAGCAACCAUUCGCGUUCGCCUUCUGAAUCUAGCCCUUAUCGACAACCUGAGUCUGACGCAGCGCGACCUCCGAUCAAACCUAACGUACAUUUAGACCAACGAAUUACCUCGAACUCAACGUCUAUCAAACCUAUGCUGCAAAUCAAAGGACUUGCCUCGCAGCAAAACCACGAUACUUUCUCUUCUCUCAAAAAUACCGUCUCGGCUAGGGCUAGCUCCUGGGCAGCUCAGACCCGCAAUGUUUCUAUUACAGAUUCCGAAACUAAUAAACAGUCUUCACAACAGCCAGCAUCUAUGCCAUCUGAGACUGCGGAUUUAAUGGGCCUACAAGCACCUCUUAUCAAGAUUCUCCGCGAUGCAUUCACGCAAGCCGUUGACGAUGUGACGGAGAUGGCAGCGUUAAAGUUGAAAAAGAGGACUGCGAAAGUGGCUCGAGAUAAGAUGAAGGCUGUGUACGAAAAAACUAAGGUCAAUCAUGAUAAAUAUCCGCCAAUGAGAGAAAUGCAAACAUCCGCUAAAGACGAGGCUGAGAAGGCAUAUCAAGCUGCAUGUCAACAAGUUGACUUGAAGGCCGCGUCGCUUGUAAAACUCGCUGCCCACACUGCGGAGCACAUCGUGCCAACGGUCUUGGCCAAUACACCUGGCGGUCAAAAGCAACAAAAGGCUGAAGAGCGUAUGAAUACACUCGAAAGUAUAUGUCAAAAUUUCGAAAACUUCGUCAAGGAACAAGAAAAAUUCUUGGCUGGCCAACAGAAGGUGAAUCAAGAAUUGGAGCGAAAGUAUUCUGCUUCAGUACAGGCUCGCCUUGACGCAGAAAAGAGAUGGGCGAACGAAAAGAGCGGUCUUCAAGCUCAGCUCCAUCAAAUUGCCACGAAGCUGAACGGCUUGGAUGAAGCUAUAAAGCCUGUAGAAAACCUACACCACAAGGUCGCUCUGGUUGAGAAGGAUAUGGUCAGAAUGAUCCCUGCAAACCUAACGCAAAGGCUUCAGAUCCUAGAUCAGUUACCUGCAGACAUUAAGAAACUGUAUAACCUUGCGGAUCUAGGAAGUCAGUCGUUCCAAGCCUUGGAUAGAAAGUUGGAGUCCCAGAAGCAAAGUAGCAGUGCUUUAAAUACAAUGUCCGAAGAUCAUGCGACUCAAACAGAGCGACUGCAGGGAGAACGAGAUUCGUUCACUAAUAGCCUGCUGGGCUUGGACGGCAGAGUCUUGGAGCUUGAGGCCGCGGUCAAAGCGAUGCCUGACAUCGCAGCCGUGGAAGACCGAAUAUCACGACUGACAGCACAUCUACGGUCAAACAGUGGCAGUGAAAACCCCACUGGCCCGAGCUUUUCUGCGACAUCUACCCCAGCUUCUGAUCUUCGAGCUAGUAUCGAUGAUCUAACCUCGAGACUUCUACAAACAGACCAGAGACUACAAACUCUGGACUCGGAGACGAUCAAGGAAAUCUCGGGCAUGAAGAAGAUCCUCCCGGAAGAAAUAUCCAAGCUUGAAAACAAACUCACUCAGGCGUUGAAAAGCGAGAGUGAAAUGUUGGUAGAGCUUAGUGGGGUUGGGGUCGAGCGGGUUGUUAAGGAGGAGUUUGCAGGCUCCCUACAUCGUCUUGCUACUGUUGAGGGCUCUAUUGAAAGCUUGAAGGAUUUCCAAAACACCUUGAAAGAGUCUGUAGAUUCAACGAAAGGCGAGCACGAUCUCCUCAAAACUUCACACGAAGGCUUGAGAGGCGAGCACGAUACUCUAAAGAGCGAGCACGAUCUCCUCAAGGGCUCGCAUCAUCAUAUCAUGGAAUCUCAAAAUGCCAUGAGAAAUAAGCUGGAAGCCUUCCAGAUUCGUGUCGGGCAGGGCCUGAACAAUCUUACUGGUGCAACCGCAGGCCACGCCAUAAAAAUCAUUCAGCAACAGAAUAUGUUCGCACCAAGUUCUCUAGAGGAAAGCUUAAAGACAAGUCUCGCAACUGCUACCGAUACCCUAAACACUACUAUCGAGGCCCACCAACACGCUAUCGGCGAUUUAGAGUCUCGGUUCAACAAUAUCAUGACAUCGGACCUGCACCGUGCUAUCAUGCAAAGUAUGCACGAGCAGUACCCAAAUAUCAAGGACACACAGAUGAUAUUGUCCAACCUUGGAUCCGAUAUCAAUACAUUAAAGACGAAUCUAUCGACCAUAAAGCUCGCCAUUCAAGAAAUGAAAGAGUCCGGUCAAGCCCCUGCUCAGCUAUCAGUUCCCGCCGAACAAGAUAACGCGGUCAUGAAGGGAUGCCGUAAAGAAAUUGACAGUCUCACUAUCGAAACCCACAAUCUGAAGAAGAGCCUGAAUGAAAAGCUCAACCAGCUCGCCAAAUCCAUCGUCGACGAAGGCGAUAUGGUCGAGGCAAAAUCUGAAGAAAAGCGGAAAGAGCUGGAGAUCAAAUACGAAGAGAAGUGGAAGGGGCUGUACGACUCUAUCAUCAAGCUGCAAUCCAAAACCCAGGAGAUUGAGAAGAAAGUCAGCCGAAUGUCAACGCCACAACCUCGGACUCAGGAUCAACCGCAACCAGCAGCCCUAAGAACCGCCUCCGGCACCCCUAGCAUUUCUCGGGCGACCUUUAAACCCUUGAGCCGCCUGCCAUCGAACACAUCAACCGCAUCCAUCGCCAGCGACAGUGCAGUCCUUGGCAAGCGCAAGGUAAUAACUCCAAACGGAAGCUCGGCCGCAGGCGUGGAAGGUAGCAAAACCAACGGCUCUAAACACGGCGACUUGCGCAGCACCAACAGUCCCGUCCAGCAAAACCAACCUAAGCGCCGCCGCCGCGCGUCCACCAAGUUCGGCGACGACCGCGAAAAAGACCAGUCCAACGAGACUGACGAUGACGAUGCCGCCGAGCCGACAGUGUCUGCGGACGAAGACAUAGACGAGGAUGCGAGAGGAACGCCAAAGGAUGUCAAACCCGUGUUCGUGAAAAAGAGCCAGCAGGCGAACCAGCCUGCCUUGGCGAAGGGCUUGAUGGGGAAGGGCUCUGGCGACGUGAUUACGAUUGAGGACUCGGAGGACUCGGAUUGA